This is a messenger RNA of Camellia sinensis, 1299 nucleotides long. RefSeq lists its product as uncharacterized. Gene Ontology annotation, biological process: mitotic G2 DNA damage checkpoint signaling. Gene Ontology annotation, molecular function: chromatin binding. Gene Ontology annotation, cellular component: nucleus. Lineage: Eukaryota; Viridiplantae; Streptophyta; Magnoliopsida; Ericales; Theaceae. The record is from RefSeq and is a predicted model, not a curated record.
UUUGAUAACAUUUUGGCGCCAAAAAAUCUGAAAAAAAAAAAACAACAACAAAGAAGAGAGCAAUCACCGACUCACCGCCAACACGCAUUUCAGACAACAAUGUCCACCAUCUUCAUCGCCCUUCAAUGUUUCCAAUGUUCUACCAUGCAGGUGAAGCAAAAGAAGAAGAGCAGUAACAAGUGGACCUGCGUAGUCUGCAACCAGAAGCAAUCAGUGCGGAAGGUGUUCGCUCAAGCUUUCAUGGCCAGAGACGUCCGCAAAUUCGUCCAGACCUUCAACAUGUCCCGCCAAUUCGCCCAACAACAAUGCCCCGACGAAACCCUAGCUCCAUCACCAGAACAUUCCAGCAAUCAGCCUCUGAACAAUCACAACAACACGAGGACUGACUGGACCGAGUACAUUGAUCCGGAGGACAAUGACGAUGACCAAGUCAAAGACCAACGAGAGGAUGUGUUUGAACCGAAGAUUGUGACAGAGUUGCCGAAGGCAUUGUUCAAAAAACCUAAAUUGAAUACUAAUUCCAGUGGAUUGGGGACUGAAAAUGGUGAAAAGGGUUUCAGGGCUGUUUUUUCCAAGAGAAAUUCCAAUAAGCUUGUGGUCUCUCAAGAUAAGGAGCCGAGAAAGGAUCUGCCGACAACAGUUAAUAGGGCUUCCAAGUGGAGAGAGUACACAGCACAAGAUGAAGAAGACAUUUCUGCGGACAAGGAACCAAGAAAAGAUCUGCCAAUGAUGAGCAAAGAGGCUGCAAAAUGGAGAACUUACGCAGCACAAGACAAUGAGGAUGAUUGUCACUCAACAACAGCCAAAGGGAAAUCUAAAUGGAGCGACUGCAUGAUCCAAGAAAAGAAUGAAGACCUUGCAGCAGCUAAAGUGCCAUGGAACUGUCGGCCAAGAACGAUGAAAGGAGCUUCAAAAUGGGACAGUUACAUUACAGAGGACGAUGAUGAAGAUGACUUGCAGCUCAAAACUGGAAGAGAAAUUGCAGAUCACAAGGGUCGAUGGGAUGAUAGUGUAUUUGAAGCCACAUUGUAUGAUGAAGGGGUAGAAGAGGACAUCCAUCCAGAUUUCCAAUAAGCUCUCUCAUGUUUGUAUUGUUUGCCUUUUACACUUACUCAUGUCCUUCAUGACCUUGUAGUGAGGAACACUAAUUCUGACACUCGGGUCAAUUUCACUAAGGCGAAAUGUGAUUCACAGCCUUGGAGAAAUGCUUUAUUUCCUAGUGCAUUUUAACUAUGCUUGUUGGUUUGCUUAUAUUGUUUUUUUCUUCCUUGAAUACAAAGAAAAUAUAGUAAACCCCAA